AUAAUUUUCCUGCAUAAGUUGUAAGAGAAUCAGUGGGUGAAGAAACUAGAAAGUCAGGCAGCCAUAUUUGUUGCUUUCGUAUGUAUGUAAAAAGCAAAAGUAUUUUUUUCCAAAAAAAACGAACAGAAUAGGAAUCCUUCAUAGAUGUCUGAAGACAAAAUAAUUUACAGCAAGAGUAAUGCAAUGUCCAUCCAAGAAUUGAUUGAUUUGCUUGAACAAUCAAAAACUUUGGCAACCAACAAUCUAAUGAAUCUUUGGUGCAUCAAAAAAUUGGUUCUGAGAUUCGGAAAGUUUUUUCCGGUUUUCAUAAUGUGCGUGAAUAUUCCGUCAGGAAUAACGGUACUAGACGUUUUUAAAAACGAGACUGCGAUAGCAGCAUUAAUGUUCCUUGUUUUGCUAAUUAUAUUGUUAACUGAUAGUGUAAUUUUCCUUUUUUUGUUUUUAUUUUCAGUGGUAGCAAGUUUAAUUUUCAUUUUUAAAGGGCUUAAUAUGAUGAAUAUGCGGGGGUAUUAUUUGAUAGAAGGAAACAAAACAUACAGUGAGGAAAAGAAAAAGUUAAACAAUGAGGUAUAUAAACCUCUGGAAGAAAUAUCUCAGCAAUUGACAUCGUUUUUAGAAUUGGCUCUGGACAAAAUUGAAAUUAAACAUUUUUAAAUGGAUUUGGCUCGUGACAAAAAAUUAUAUUUUUUCAUAUUAGGUAACAUUUUUAGAACAAUUCCAUUUCGUACCUUAGCUAUGUUAUAGUUAAGUUUUUCUCAAAUUUCAAUUUGCUUUUACUACAUUUUAUUUUCUACAGAGAAAAAACCGCAAUUUUUGCUUUUUAUUUUAAUUCUAUAGUGCAAAAAGCCUAUAUUAUUCUAUAAUUAGAUAAAAUAGCGUGCAAAGAAUUCAUAUUUUUCUUUAUUGGUUAAUAAUUAGUUAAGUGAAGUCAUUGUUUUCCUAAAAAAUUUUUUUUUAUAUAAAAGGAGAAAAAUCAACAACAUUUAAUCAUGGAUAUAUUUCACGACUACAGUUUUACAGAAUUUUCAUGGUUGUAUGGGGUCACAAUAAGUAAGUUUCGCAUGUGCUACUAGUAAACUUUAAAAAUAAGAUCUUUUAGAAUAUUUUACGUAUUUUUAAGGUAGUAACAGCAUUUUAUAACCUUCGUUUAAACAUAGUCAUAAGAAAAAAAGAUAGGCUGGUAAGAAACAAUGA
Messenger RNA from Hydractinia symbiolongicarpus, 1194 nucleotides. RefSeq lists its product as uncharacterized. The record is from RefSeq and is a predicted model, not a curated record. Bases 145 to 654 code for a protein of 169 amino acids. The transcript is spliced from 2 exons. Lineage: Eukaryota; Metazoa; Cnidaria; Hydrozoa; Anthoathecata; Hydractiniidae.